Octopus bimaculoides (California two-spot octopus) is the source of this 2608-nucleotide messenger RNA. RefSeq names its product cytochrome P450 2J4. The record is from RefSeq and is a predicted model, not a curated record. Gene Ontology annotation, molecular function: iron ion binding; oxidoreductase activity, acting on paired donors, with incorporation or reduction of molecular oxygen; heme binding. Lineage: Eukaryota; Metazoa; Mollusca; Cephalopoda; Octopoda; Octopodidae.
AACCAAAACAGUUAUUUUAUCAAUUUAUAAUUCGCAGGGAAAAGCACAUAGACACACGCACAGUACUUUGAUAAAAUGUUGUGAAUUGAGAAGAUGAAAGACAAAGUCAACCUCGUCAGCAUUUGAACUCAAAAGAUAAAGCCGGACGUUAUAUUGCUAAACAUUUUGUCCGGCGUCAAGCGAUUCUGCCAGCUCAUCCUCUUUGCGAUAGCAAUAUAAUAAUAAAACAUGCACAAAAUCACUAAUUUGGAAUGGAUAGAUUUCUCAUAUUUAAUGUGAGGUCUUUGAAAAUGUGGGACCUAUACAAUAUAGUAUUGUAAAUUAGUAUUGUAAACAAAUUUAGUCUGACACUUGACCUACCAAAUUUCCUCACAUAUGAUACAAAAUAUGUCAAACUGCUUGUCUGUGUUCUGUCUGUUUAAUCAAGGCUGACUUGGAACUGACUAUAACACCAACAAAAAGUUAUUGUAAACAAGUUGAUAAAUGCUGGUAUUAAUAGAUUAGUAACCUAUUCCAGCUAAACUGAAAGUGUGAGAACAACAUGACUGAGAGUAAUAUACAGUGAAAUUAGUACUCAUGGACCUGGAAAAAAAAAAGCGACCUCGAUUAUAGGAAUAGUCUUUGCAAGCUAAGCUACUAACCUACUUAUUUUCGGUUAACUUAGAGCAUAAUUAUAUCAUGUUGUCUGCACAGAUUUGUGUAUAGGAAGUAAACCACACUCAUCCUAAAGAAAUCUGGGCUCUUAGCGAAAAUACAAAUACAUUAUUGCAGCAAUAACAUAGGAUUAUGGAUGUUUCAGCAUCGUAUUUUGUAGAAGCUAUUAAUAUACAAAGUCUUCUGCUUGGAUUAGUCACUUUAUUGCUCGUACGAUGGCUUAUAACUAGAUCGAAAUAUAAUUACAAUUUACCCCCGGGUCCAAUAGCUUUUCCAAUUAUUGGAAAUAUACCUCAGAUGGCUACAACCACAGAUAUCAAUUUAAAGAUGAAAGAUCUUCGAAAACAAUUUGGAGAUAUCUUCAGACUCAAAUUUGGUUCUGAAACCUUGGUGAUUGUAUGCAAAACAGAGUGGAUUUUAGAAGGAUUGGUAAAGAAAGGAGAUGAAUUGAAAGGAAGACCUUACUGGAUGUACCUACCGAAGAGAUUAAUCCAAAAGAAAGGGGUCUCCUUUAACACUGGAAAAGAAUGGAAGGACUUAAAAAAGUUUACUAUUUCAACACUCCGAGAUUUAGGAAUGGGCAAGAAAAAGCUAGAAGAUCAUAUAUAUUUGGAAACCCAGUCCUUAACCGAUGCUUUUCAAUCUCACAAUGGUAAACCGUUUUCUUUGAAAGACCCACUGGCACACUUCUCUUUGAGUAUUGUGUAUUAUAUAAUAUUUGAUGAAAGGAUCAGAUUUGGUGAACCUGAGUUUCAGGAAAUAGUUGAAAACUUAAGAUUUUUCUUCAACAAUAUAAAUGCAUUUAUGCCAGAGAAUUUCUUUCCAUUCCUGAGAUUUGUCCUAUGGAAUUCUCCCCUAGAGGAACUUAUCAAGAACAACAAAAAGAUCCGAAAUUAUAUAAAAGAGAAAAUCAGGGAACAUAAGGAAACCUACAAUGGUGACUACAUAAGAGAUUUUGUUGACGUCUACUUACUCACACUUGAGAAGGAACCAAACAAUGAAUCUUUAUCUGAAGAGAAUAUUUUCCAGGCGACUAUUGAUCUUAUUAUGGCUGGAACAGACACAACAGCUACCGUUCUUAACUGGGCUUUUGUCCAUAUGGCCAAAUAUCCUGACAUACAGGACAAAUGUCGAGCAGAAAUUGAACAGAUCACCGAUCUGAACAGACCUGUCACUAUGGAAGACAAACGACACCUGACAUACAUUGCAGCGACUCUACUUGAAGUCCAGAGAAUUGCUCCUGCUGUUCCACUCACUGUUCCACAUGCCGCUAUGGUUGACACAACACUAGGAGGAUAUGAUAUUCCAAAAAAUACCAUUGUUCAAUUCAUGUUAAUGGCUGCUCAUUAUGAUCCGAUGUAUUGGGAUAAGCCAGAGGAAUUCCGACCUGAAAGAUGGAUUGGCGAAAAUAAUGAGUUAAAUAAAAAUGAGGCUUAUAUGCCUUUCUCUUUGGGUCCCAGAAUAUGUGCGGGAAUAUCACUAGCCAAUAUUGAAACCUUCAUGGCAUUUUCAAAUAUCUUACAAAGAUUUAGAUUGGAAAGUCCUGACGAAACACCAAUGAUAAUGGAAGGCAAACAAUCAGGAAUUACUUAUGUUCCAGUAAAUGAUAAUAUCCGUGCAAUACCACUGUGAGAUAUAUUUGUCUUAUAUAUUUGAGGGCACCACUUCACAAUACACUGACGAUACAGUUGAAAGUAUAUCACUUUGAUGUAAAAAGAUAUCAAAUUUCUGUAAAAUACUGCUAUUUUGAAAAUGGUACAUCACAAAAUUACAUAAAUUUCAGUUCAUUAGUGAUAUUAUAUUGACCUACACGCUACUGUACAUAACAUGCGUGCAGUAAUAUCUACCCAUAAACUUCAUAAAAUUUAGAGGAUUGAAAUAGAUAAGACACUAACUAUUCCUAUGGUAGUUGCAAAGUUUAACUUUGUCAAUAAAGCUCCAGUACUGAAUUAUU